Messenger RNA from Hippocampus zosterae (dwarf seahorse), 3656 nucleotides. RefSeq names its product G protein signaling modulator 1b (gene gpsm1b). The coding region runs from base 199 to 2175 and encodes 658 amino acids. Gene Ontology annotation, molecular function: protein binding; GTPase regulator activity. The transcript is spliced from 14 exons. The record is from RefSeq and is a predicted model, not a curated record. NCBI's taxonomy places the organism in Eukaryota, Metazoa, Chordata, Actinopteri, Syngnathiformes, Syngnathidae.
UGGGCCGGGCUACGAAACGCUGUAGCUUCCUUUCGUAGCCCUUGCCAGUCCUGUGGUGGUCCAAGAGUCUGGGGGGCGGGUGGGAAAGGGGGUGAAAGAGGCGAGCGGUUGAAGUGGGAAGGGGGGGCUUCCAAAGAGCCAAUUCGCCGUGAAGGGGCCUCUUUUGGGGGCCGGGCGGAGCAGGUACGAGGCGGCAAGAUGGACCAGUCGCUAGCUAAUGGAGUGCAGCAGGAGCUGGCUAGCAAGCGGCUACAUUCAAGGAUGGAGGCGUCCUGCUUGGAGUUGGCCCUGGAAGGGGAGCGCCUGUGCAAGGCAGGGGACUGCAAAGGUGGCACGGCGUUCUUCGAGGCGGCUGUGCAGGUUGGCACGGAUGACCUCAAGACCCUCAGCGCCAUCUACAGCCAGCUGGGCAACGCCUACUUCUACCUGAAGGAGUAUGGGAAAGCCCUAGAGUACCACAAGCACGAUCUCACGCUGGCCAGGACAAUCGGAGAUCGAAUCGGAGAAGGAAAAGCCAGCGGUAACCUUGGCAACACGCUGAAAGUGCUGUGUCGCUUUGACGAAGCCGCCGUCUGCUGCCAAAGACAUUUGGACAUCUCUCAAGAGCAAGGCGACAAGGUGGGUGAGGCCCGUGCGCUUUACAACAUGGGCAACGUGUUCCAUGCCAAAGGGAAGCAGCAGUUGUGGGGCUGUACCCAGGAGCCUGGAGACCUUCCCCCUGACGUCAGAGACACGCUGCAACGAGCCACGAGCUUUUACGAGAUGAAUUUGUGUUUGGUGAAAGAACUGGGCGAUCGCGCCGCUCAGGGCAGAGCGUAUGGCAACCUGGGCAACACGCACUACCUUCUGGGCAACUUUGUUGAAGCCAUCAAAUUCCACAGGCAGAGAUUAUCCAUAGCAAAGGAGUUUGGCGACAAAGCGGCAGAGCGACGAGCCUACAGCAAUUUGGGCAAUGCUCUGAUAUUCCUGGGCCAGUUCAGCACAGCCACAGACUACUAUAGAAAAACUCUGCAGCUGUCACGGCAGCUGAGGGACCAGGUGAUGGAGGCCCAGGCCUGUUAUAGCCUUGGAAACACCUACACACUUUUGCAGCAAUAUGACAAAGCCAUAGAGUACCACCUCAAGCACCUGUAUAUUGCUCAGGAUCUCACAGACAGAGUUGGCGAAGGCCGAGCCUGCUGGAGUCUGGGAAACGCCUAUGUGUCUUUAGCCAAUCACAAACAAGCGCUCCACUACGCCCGGAAACAUUUGGAGAUCUCCAAAGAAAUUGGGGACAGGAACGGAGAGCUGACGGCCAGGAUGAAUGUGGAGCAGCUGAUGGAGGCAUUGGGUGUUAGCGACAGUGACCUUUCACCUUCUAGUUCAGAGUUUGAGAUGCAAGGAGCCAGGCCCAAAUUCACCAAGAGGAACAGCAUGGACAGCGUUGAGCUGUGGAAGCUGUCUUCAUAUAAGGACGGUGAAGGCCACGAGACCGAAAGCAUACCCAGAAGGUCUCCGAGUCAGACGCCGCAGAAAAGGAAAGGCUAUCCUGAUAGCCGGUUGUCGGAUGGAAGGCCCUGGCUGGACUCUCCCGUGGAUGCAGAUGACAUCAAUCUGCAAGUCUUGCCUCCGCUGCCUAAACUUGGCCGUGACCCUUCCGAUGAGGACUGCUUUUUCGACCUGCUCAGCAAGUUCCAAAGCAGCCGCAUGGAUGAUCAGCGCUGCCGCCUCGAUGAACCACACAACGGCGACGGCCAAGGCGGUGCCGCCCUGAGCGACAUUAUCGAUCCCGCAGUGACCACCUCCCCCCAGACGGAGGAGCUCUUUGAUUUGAUCGCUAGCUCUCAAAGUCGCCGCCUGGAUGACCAGCGCGUCAACGUGGGCAACCUCCCGGGUCUCAGGAUCACACAGAACAACCUGGGACACUUGGUGGGGGAGGGAGAGCAGGAGCCCGGCGACGACUUCUUCAACAUGCUCAUCAAGUGCCAGUCCUCUCGGAUCGACGACCAGCGGUGUUCCCCCCCCGAAGCGGGCCCCCAUGCUCCCACAGUGCCUGACGAGGACUUCUUCAGCUUAAUCCAGCGGGUACAGGCCAAGCGCAUGGACGAGCAGCGUGUCCACCUGUCCAACGACGAGCAGGACAGUCCAGGAGAGGAGUCGCCCGAUACCGAGCCGCCCGGCGGGUUCCCCAGCUAGGGAUGCGGGAGAAAGCGCCCCCCCCCCCCAUCGCCCAGAGAAGAUAAUAAAUGCACGUUAGGACGGGCUGCUUGCUAACAAAAAUGUCCACGUGCGACAGGUGGUGCCAUUAAAUUAAUAUGUGUAAAUAUAAUGGGGAAAUAUUCGCAUUUUUGCACGACCAUGAAAUUUCUCAAUAUUUGACCGCCAUCGUGCUCAAUAACAUAACUUGUGAACUCAGAUCUGAUGCCUUAAUCAGCAUUUUCUUUUCCCAGACUCAAGAUUGUAUUUGUAGAAGCACACCAACUGUUUAGGACUCAUUUGAAUUCUAGCGCUCAAUGAUUUUUGCACUGAAAUCUAAAAACCAGUUUAUGGACCUUAGUAAUACAUUGCGUCAAUCAUGUACAUUUUCUUCCCCCGUUUUUAUUUUGUAGGCAACAUGUUGUAUGACUUGUUAGCACAGCUGCCUCACAGUUCUGAGGUUGGGGAUUUGAAUGUCAGCUCUGGACUUUGUUUGUGGGGCUUGCAUGUUCUCCCCGUGCUUCUGUGGGAUUCCACCCAUGUUCCCAAAACAUGCAUACUAGGCUCAUUGAAGAUUCGAAGACUAGUCUGUCUAUGAACCAGGCGACUGGCAUUUGUUUGGUGCGGGGUGUAUAUGUGCUAAGAUACAAUGCCAAAUCUUGUUUUAAUGAUUUUUGGGGCAAAAAAAAAAUGCUUGAAUCAUUGCUGCUUGAAGCAUUCAAACAAGACUGGUGUCACUGAUGUUCAGUGAUGGUAUUACUGUAGUUAAUACUAUGCAGUGGUGAAAUUUGAAAACAUGUCAUGCUAAAUAUUCUAGAAUACAAUGCAUCAAACCAUAAGUGAGAUUACUGAGCAAAAAGUGAAGUACAGUAUUAUGAAAGGCCACAGUUAAUGUGGAUGAUAUACUGCACCCUUGUGGUCAAAGCCCCGUAUUACCUCUGUAAUUCAAUGUAUUGGGAGUACUACUGUAUUACUGUUUAACCCCCCGUCCACAGUGAGUGUCAAACUGUCGUGAUAUUGAACUUGACCCAAGCUGAAACUCUGCAUUUUUGAUAGAUAACUACAAAGGGCUGUGAGAGGUUUGCCGAGGAAACCCCUUGAGGUGCAGACAAGUCAGCUAAAGACCCUUUUAAGCGGUUAGUAAUGUGAUAUGUUUAAUGGUACGAACAUGUUUAAUAUGACCUGCUAUAUAUAUAUAUAUAUAUAUAUAUAUAUAUAUAUAUAUAUGUGUGUGUGUGUGAGACACAAUGGUGGCCACAUACCUCAUUUUUUGUACCUCAAAAUAUGACUCAGAAGAGGUAAAAAAAAAUAAAUACAUGUUGGGAGUUUGUGUGAUUCAACUUACCAGGUAUGCUUUCAUUGGUCACUGCCAUAAUUUGUAUAUACACAGUAUAUAAAUAUAUUUUGUAUUUAUGUUCCAUUUGGGGGAAGCGAACAAGUCCGCUGUGCUUUUAAUAAAAAUGUUGCAGGUUACUUGUGGA